Messenger RNA from Pollicipes pollicipes, 3400 nucleotides. RefSeq lists its product as uncharacterized. The coding region runs from base 235 to 1131 and encodes 298 amino acids. The record is from RefSeq and is a predicted model, not a curated record. The transcript is spliced from 5 exons. Lineage: Eukaryota; Metazoa; Arthropoda; Thecostraca; Pollicipedomorpha; Pollicipedidae.
ACGCGUGUGCUGCGUCCUAGCGGGUGGCGGAAGGGACGGUCCUUCCUAAUUUAGUGACAUUCGACUAGUUGCAACCGAGUUUUGGGCAUGUGACGUGUCUGUUGAAAAUUCGCACGCUGUGAAUAUGUCCGUCGAGAUCGUGCAGUGGAUCGUUAUUUGGUGCCGAAGCAUGAGGCUUCACCACGGUGCUUGAGCGCGCGUGCUGGCUCCGCGUUUCGCCGCCAGCGUCAAACAAUGAGUGGAAAACGCAAACCAUCCACAGCAUCCAACAGCAUCUCGAGCGACGAGGAGGAUGUCGGGAGGACGCUGGAAAAGCACGACACCUCGGACACCGGUUAUGAGUCAGUGGGCUCCCCGGGCAGUGUCAGCACGAUCAGUGUCUGCAGUGAGCAAGCGCUGGAGGAGCUCCGCAGCUCCCAACUUCCCACCGGACCUGGUCUUUGGCCUGGUGCACGGGAGGCUACCGGUGCUCGUCCCAAGACCCAAUCCAGGAAGAAAAAGAACUUACUGACGAUCAGUCAGCAGCCGGAGGUUUCGGACGAGACAGUGAUCGGCACCCCCAAAAGCCGCUUUAGACGCGAGCCGCUGCCAAUGAAGAUGCGAGCGCUGCCCCAGUCGUUCUGGCAGCAGCCCAACACGAACAGCACGUCCCCUAGCAGCGGUUCGCUGCCGCCGCUGGUCACCACGGCCAAGGACGCGCAGGACCUCAACGAGGUGCGUCCCGUCACGCCGCCCGAGUGUCGCGGUCAGGCCCGCCCGGAGGAGCGCACCCGCACCGUCACUGUCGGCAACACCGAGCUGCUCUUCUCGCUGUUCGACGGCGUGGACCAGGCCAGCGACCGGAGACGAGUGGCCGUCAUCAAGCGGGGCAGGCCGAAGAAGCAGACGUCAUCGUUGCCAAGGGUAUCGCUGGACGAUGACCCGUACAUGUCCAGCUCUGCGUCCGACUCCAUUCUGCCGCUGCUGCCGGAGCGGACCGGCGGACCGGGCACCCCAGCCAACAGGGGCACACAGAUUUUGUCGGUGGUGCAGAUUCCGGGCGGCGGCGACCGCGAGUCGAUCUGCCUGCCAUCUCUGAGCGUCGAGCACAACUACUCCAACAUCCUGUCGCAGCUCGUCAUGAAGUUGUAGACGGUUGGCGCAUGCGAUGUCUUCUACUGUUCUGCGCGGAAUAAUCAGGUGACGCCAGCGCCCCACGUCAGGAGGAUGAGCUGGCGCCGACAUGCGACGAGACAUUCGGGCCAGCUGAAACCCCGAGGAUCACUGAAGACAUCGAGUUUUGAACAUUGAUAAAUUUAAAGGACUUGUGAUUGUGCAUCUGAAUAUGGAAUCCGUUUUGCGAGUUCGGUGUGAUUUGGAAGUCAAAUCAUUGCCGGUUCAAGUGCUGUUAAGUGUACAUAAUCCGUCCAGUAGCUAGGACAAAGGCCCUAUCGACUCCGUCCAUUUCCCAUUAUACGCAGCGAUGUAAUGUUACAGUACAAACCAUGUCUGUUGUAAAUAGGAUGAGCGUGAGGCUGUAUUUUUUGAAGGGAAGAGAUGCCUGUCAUGUGAAACGUCCGUCCGAUGGUCGCCUUGCGAAUGAUAUAUUUUUGACAGGUGCCCGUGAUAGCGUACGCGUGGAGUGUUGGCCGACUGGUGUAUAUAAACCGAGGUGGACAAGAUGGACAAGAUCGGUGCCACUGCCGAAAUCUGGUUUACGAUAUGUUUUGCGACUGUUCUGCGGUUUGGAUGCUCUCUUAACUGUGUCUUGAUCUAAGCUGAUGAAAUUUGCGGCCAUUCUGAUAAUAUGUGUGCCUCUUUCCACCGUACGGCGUUAUGGGGAUGCAUUGAACACGGAGCCUGCUGGAAACCAAUGAUCAGCGAACAGAGCCUGAAAACUGCAUUAUCGUGAAAAGGUCAAAUUGUGAGUCUUGCACACAAACUGCAGUAAUCCUGUGGGAAACCUGGCCCCGGACUGGUUUGUUAGCUAGCUGCCGACGAGGAAGGCACUUCGACUCCGGGAUUAUCUAGUCACGCACUACUGCUCUCGAUCGGCCGGGUUGACCUGCAGGUCACCAGGUCACCAGGUCACCACGUUUGACGGAAUGCUGAGGCCUCAAGCCUUUGAUGCGAGCCCAGCGCGUUGCGAAGCACAUGGGCAACGAGAGCGUGGUGGUAGGGAUCUAGAUCUGACACAUGGUUGAGCGCGCUUCCGGUGGUGACCGUCCACUUCCUCAGGUCAAGGUCCUGUCCUGCCGGCACGCUCCACACAGCCCUGGCUGCGGCAAGUGCACAGCUGGCUUGGAGACUAGGUAGGGGGCUGUGACGCAUUGCAUUUCACGGGAAUGGCGGGGUAUGAGCGAAGUCUAGUUAACGGUUGGAAUAUGGAAAUACUGAUAUGCUGCGCCACCAGUCGUUCAUGUAAUCAGCACCACGCGACACCGAAAUAUGUCCUAAGAAGGUAAUUCUGCUGCGGAUGCUGCACGCAACCAAGAAGAUUUUAUCAGCAGGUGCCGCCCUAUCUCCUUAGACGAUGUCACCGUGACACAGUAGGAUUGGGCGCGGUCGCUACCGGCGCGUGCUUGCUGGCCUGAUGUGACCACACACGCACACUGCACAACACUUACUAGUCACACCAAACAGGGGAUUUGAAACCUCGAUAGGUUUAGGCCGGAGGGAUGUGAUUGAUAGAUUGGUUCAAAUGCAGCUCAAUUAAGGCUGGCGCUAAAAGGUGCGGGUUGUGGGAAAGGAAAAUCCUUUUGACUUGUGCAACGAACACCUGUAUACAGCGCCACGUGUUCUCCAAUUGUACAUGAGCGCGCACAGUGUUUCGCUUUGAUCUGCUCGCAUGCUGGAUAUCAACUUGGCCACAUCGUUGAUUAUGUACGGUCCUGUAGCACCAGUUCCCUCAGUUCGUCAUCGCCCUGUCGCCUCAUCAUCGCUACGUUUGUUUUCGAGCUCGUUUAUGCCUGGUCUGACGAAUGGUGACGCGAUCUCGGCCGCUUGUUACGUUAAGCAUUUUGUUGCGGGGUCGCCUUACAUCGCGCCCCCUUGUUUACGGCCGGUUUUGAGGGGAGGGAGCCUGAUGGGCGCGUCUGACUCGUCUCAGACGCGUCACAUCGCUGCUCACGAGAGCACAGACUCGGCGGCCGGCGCGCGUGUGCUGCGGUGCAGUAUCGGCGGUGCCGUGACGGCGCGGCUGGCCGGCGGGAGCGGCGACUUUACCCGUCUAUUGCGUGGUAGAGGACGUGAAGUCGCCGCGCAACGGAGGCCAGGGUCUAGGUUUAUGUGCACGCGGUGUUUAUUGACAUUCGGGUCUUGGUUGGACAGUGCUAGUCAUUUGUGUUGAGUUCGUGUGCAUUGCCAUUUUGUAAUCUUGGUGACACUUGCAACGUAGAUGAAUACAGACAUAUCGCUAGUG